Messenger RNA from Oppia nitens, 1102 nucleotides. RefSeq lists its product as uncharacterized. The transcript is spliced from 4 exons. The coding region runs from base 163 to 1101 and encodes 312 amino acids. The record is from RefSeq and is a predicted model, not a curated record. Lineage: Eukaryota; Metazoa; Arthropoda; Arachnida; Sarcoptiformes; Oppiidae.
UUGUUCACGCGAUUAAUAUUUAAUACAAUUUUAAAGAUAAAUAUAUGAAUGUCUCGUGAAUUACUAUUAAUUUUAUUGUAAAUUAGAGAAUAUUUUCUUUGUUAAGUUUUUCUUGAAAGUUAUGUUUCUUUUGAAAGCUAUGACUUAAAUUUAGUGAACAAAAUGAUUAAUCUAAAGACAUUAUUUAGACUAAUACUUGUCUCACAGGAGACAAUGAUUAACUGGUGUAUAACAAUGGGUUUAUUAUUAGCAACUAAAAAGUGUCCCAUUUGUGACAACGAAAUGAAGAUAAUUGUCAAACAAUUAUCGUACCGGUGCCACCAAAAGCAUGGACAACCUCAUGAUUAUAGACUAAGUGCUUUGAAUAAUACGUGGUUUUCUGGAUCAAAGUUUAGCAUUGAAAACAUAAUAAUCUUGACGUACCUGUUUUCGGUCGGCACAACAAAAUAUGAGGACAUUAAACGAGAAACAAGUGAUUUAACUAAAACAACAUCUCAUAACACUAUAAGUGAUUGGCUUAACUUUUGUCGAGAAGUGGUAUUUGAUUGGGUCGAAAAAUAUCAAUCAGUUGAUCUCUUAGGAGGAGAAGGAGUUGUCGUAGAAAUUGACGAAACAAAAGUUGGUAAAAGAAAGUACAAUAGAGGUCGACUAGUUGAUGGGACGUGGAUUUUAGGUUUAGUUGAGAUUCAAAUAGGAGCUAAUUGUCGACGUGGAGGUAGAUUUCGUUUAGAAAUAUGUCCCCUAAAUAAAAGAGAUGCCGACACUCUUUUACCUUUGAUACGUAAGCAUGUAAAAAUUGGGACAACUAUUGUGUCUGACUGUUGGGCUGGAUAUUAUAGACUAACAGACAAUGGUUUUGUCCAUUUUACUGUGAAUCAUUCGAAAGAGUUUGUCAAUUCACAUACCGGUGCAAACACACAGACCAUUGAAUCUCAAUGGAGAGCUAUGAAACGCAAUCUUUUAAGAGGGGGUAUACCACAAGAUAACCUUUAUCUACAUUUAGCCGAAUAUCUUUGGCGCCGACACGUACUUCACAACAAUUUAGAUAAUUUUAUUUUUUUUAUUGAUUGUAUAAAACAAUUAUACAACCCUUUAAUGUAAU